Aspergillus steynii IBT 23096 is the source of this 3297-nucleotide messenger RNA. RefSeq lists its product as uncharacterized. Bases 1 to 3297 code for a protein of 1098 amino acids. The transcript has a single exon. Lineage: Eukaryota; Fungi; Ascomycota; Eurotiomycetes; Eurotiales; Aspergillaceae. The record is from RefSeq and is a predicted model, not a curated record.
AUGUCCUUAGGACGUAUGACGGCCUCUCUCGCCACCGGCAUCGCCGAGACCACCGCGGCGCUAUUUAACGUGAAUCUCGACUUCUCACUAGUCAGGAUCGAAGCGCCGCGAGAAUUCUCACCGAUCGGAGCGGCGCUGUCCUCGCUGCGACGGGAAUCAGCAGAAAGUGGCACGGUGCACACGACUGCGCGCAAACUCGGGGCCUUGUUUGAUUCCAUUCUCCCCGAAACGCCGGAUCUGAUCAAGGCGUACGGAUCCAGAGCCUCGGAGAUCGCCACGAUAUCGCAGAUCAAGCAUCAUACGAACUAUGGCGUGUUUCAGAGCCAGGUGGGCAUCGAUGCCACUAGUAUUUGGGCGUCGGCGACUUCCGGUGAAGGUGCAAUUAAGGCACACUUGCUGGCAUGCAUACUCGCUCGGGUGUGGGAUUCAGGCGAGGCAACCGCGGUCUGGGAGGAGAUCGUGGAGACGCAGAAAAAGAUCGUGAUGGAGAAGUUUAAUGAAGGGGGGAGUGUGGAUAUGAUGUCGUGGAUGGUGGCCAAGCAGAAGAUAGAUCGGAAGGAGCUGCGGGAUUGGGAUGCCAGUGCCCGGGCAUGGCUUUGCCUUGCGGAUAAGGUCAAGGAGGAGCAGCAGAGUCGAUUCUGGCUGGCUCUGGACCAGUUUGACCUGAGGAUGACCAAUCGAUCCGGGCUCUACGAUGCUGUCAUUGAAGUGUGGAAGGAUGUGUUGGAAGGACUGGAGCUCCUGGUCAAGGGCUCCUCUCUGGAACUGCGGACUGUCAAUCUUCUCCUCGGGUUGUCUGCGCUGCAUCUGUACCCAGACAUGGACAUCGUCACCAAGAAGGAGCCCAUGGUUCACCAGAACGAUCCCCUCGUUCCCGGCAUAUUGACCGUGGGACUCUCGCGCAGCUGCACCGAUGGCGAUGCCGGGAUUCGGUGGUCUUUGCCACUGGCACAUCUGCAGUACUACGGGAAGCCGAUUCAUCGGAGCAAGCUGGUGCGCGCAGAAGGGUCCCGAUUAACGUUACACCAAUUCUGCCAGGUCCUUCUAGGGUGCGUCCUAGGAGGAUGGGGAGUGGACCCUCGCCAAGUGCAGAUCGCUCUGAAAUGGAUUGUCGAGCUCGACAGGAAUGUCAAAACCGCCAUCAUUGAACAUUUCAAAGCCUCGCCGGCAAUCGAUGCGCAUAAAUCGUGGUUGUCCGUCUUAAGCGAGGCUGCCCAGGAAUACCUCUUCGCCAACGACUUCGAUCGGAGAGUGUUCGCAAGGCUGAUCAAGCUUGGCUACCGAAAGGUCGGUUUCUUGGGAAGGCCAGAGAAGCCAUUUUUUGGUCUUGGGGAGCCGGAGGCCUUCUUACAUCUUCCCACCGAUGUCGAAGCCAAGAUUCAGGUUCUCCGUACUGUGGCGGAGAAUAGCCCCUUUUCAGCAACGGAUUUGGUCAUUAGAUAUCGACCGGCACCUGGGGCAAAGUUUGAAUUCACCACGGCUCUUCCGAGAGCCAAACGAAAGCUUGAUGAGCCUUAUCAGCCUACCUAUGUUCGCUGGGUGGAUAUUUCGCGACUGGACGAACAGCAGCGACUGCAGAAGAACGACCAGGACGACUACUAUUACUCUCGCACGAACAACAAUGGCGAGAAAGUCGGGGUUGAGAUACUCAAGCCCAUCGACUGUGAGAUCAUGCGAACGUUCAAAUUGGACGGAGUCACGGCUGUCCAGUGGGACAUUCCUGGGGCAGCCGGACGUUUAAAUAACUUUAAAUUCUGGCUUGGGGAUGAAAGCCAAGUGGCGCUUUUCAACGCCCAGGAUACCGUCUCUGCUCCGCAUCAUCUCAACAUCCAGUUGAAAGACCUGGUGCAAGUCUUUGAGCAGGGUCAGCCACAACCCGGAGACUUGAUGAUUGCGUUUGACCACGCGAUCAAGGCGAUUGGGAGCGAGCAUUUGAAAUGCCUGCGAGCUAUAUCGACCAUGGUCAAUCUGUACAAGAUGUUUCUUGGUGCAGCCAUUGAUGUCAAAGUGAUUGAGGGCUUUCUCGGAUCCCGAAGUUGGGUCAAGUCAUCGGUCGAAAGGGGGGAUGUCCUCCCUCUAGACAAACUGCCGCUGCGCACCUGGGACGCUGUCGACCCUGCGAGUAACAAUGACCCCGAGGAGGAGGAGGAUCCAUUAUCCCACGCUGCCUUUCCCAGUAAUCCCACCUUCCCGGUGGACGAGAUGGACGUCAUGGGCGAGAUGAUCUCUGGAACGAUAGAAGAGCCUACGGAGUUUGAGAAGGAGAUGCACAUGCGAUUGCUUGAAGCCAAGACGAGUAGCUCGAUUGGAAUCAUCGCCGAGCCAUUCGCUCCAGAAAAUGAAAGUUCCGAAACCUCCGACAACUCUGCUGAAGGGAUCGAAAUGGGCCAAACCGCCCUCUCUCUCGAAUAUAUCGGUCUCCAACUUUCAAGGCUCCUAGGUCCUUUCCACCUGAGUCGAAGUGAAUCAUUCGCAUGCACCAUCCUAUUCGAGUCAGGACAGUACGAUAUACCACCUGGAAAACUGGAAGAUGUCAUGGCAGUCUCCAGCAACGACUCGCUUUUCAUUGCCGGCCCUAUGAUCUGCACCCCAUCGGAACAACCAUCAUCUGACGAAAUCCACCGAGUCACUGGAAACAUUGGGAAAGGAGGAAUCGCGCUCCUGAUUUCCCCAGCAGAGCCCCGUGUUCGCGAGAGCGCCAAUGACACCUGGACCCUGUGCAACCAUGAUCCAUGGGACGGGAUAUUUCUAGACUUUUUCGGCGGGACCUCUUUGCAUCUCUCAUACACUGGAUACAACAUCCCCCUAGACGUUGGAAUACAAGGCGCACAGGACUGGGAGAUCUAUCUGCUCGAGUCAGUGGUGAGUGUACACGAACGAGGCGAAUGGGUAGCAGACUUGGAUAUUCUGCGAGCACUGCAAAGUCCACUACUAGUACGGCACGCGCAGCCUGCGACGAGUGCAUCGAACCUCGAUAUCACGGCUCAGGCGGGACAGCGGAACCAACUGACGCUCUGCACAAAGCAUAUUAGACCCGAGGGCGAAGAUCCCCAUGAGUGCCAGCCCAGUGAUCUUGUCGCGCUUCAGAAUUGGUCGGAGUUUCUCAAUAGGCCUCAGGGGGCAGUCAUCCUGCUGGCGAACUAUAACUGGCAGGCUCAGCUGGCAGCGGCGGCCAUUACAGUUGCCCAGGGUCACUCUGCCUACGUGAUAAAAGAAGACAGUUGCUGUUACUGUGUCACUGAGGCUGUUCAUGCUGGGAAGACAAAAAGCCCUGCGUCGACUGUGUGCAUUGCUUAA